Chrysoperla carnea is the source of this 2088-nucleotide messenger RNA. It is a transcript of the gene Mkp3, whose product is annotated as dual specificity protein phosphatase Mpk3. The coding region runs from base 1 to 1359 and encodes 452 amino acids. Gene Ontology annotation, biological process: negative regulation of MAPK cascade; protein dephosphorylation. Gene Ontology annotation, molecular function: MAP kinase tyrosine/serine/threonine phosphatase activity; protein tyrosine/threonine phosphatase activity. The transcript has 6 exons. The record is from RefSeq and is a predicted model, not a curated record. Gene Ontology annotation, cellular component: cytoplasm; cytosol. NCBI's taxonomy places the organism in Eukaryota, Metazoa, Arthropoda, Insecta, Neuroptera, Chrysopidae.
AUGCCUAUGACAGCCGAAACGGAAUGUGAAUUUAUAACGAAAGAAUGGCUUUUAUCAGAGCUACGAAGUAACUCUGAUAAAAUUGUAAUAUUAGAUUGUCGUAGUUCAAAUGAAUAUGGUGAAUCACAUAUACGUGAUGCUGUGAAUUUUUCAAUACCAAGUAUUAUGUUACGCCGCUUAGCUGCGGGAAAAAUUGAUUUAAUGUCAACAAUUAAGUGUAGGGAAUUAAAGAAGAAAAUAUCAAGUGCAUAUAAAGAAAAUUUGUUUGUUUUAUAUAAUGAUAAUGUAAAUGAUUCAAAUCAAGGCGGCGAUUCAAUUUUAAAUGUACUUCUUCGAAGGCUCUCACAAGAUGGUUGUCGCGUGGUAUGCUUAGAUGGUGGUUUUACUGAUUUCCGAAAUUCAUAUCCAGAAUGGUGUGGUAGUUGCCCGUUGGGUCCCGAUACCUUGGAUACUGGUCCUGGUAUACCGGUCACAGAAACAUUACCAUUAAUGGGUUUACGUUCGUUACGGAUAUCCGCUGGUGGUAUAACUCAUCCUCAUCAUCGUGCACCACAUUUAAGCUGUGAUAGUCUUUCAUCAGCUGCAAAUAGUUCAACCGAUAGUUCUGAUACGGAUGAACGUUGUGAUAGUUCUUUAGGUCUUGAAGAAGAUAGAGAUUUCCCAGUGGAAAUCGUACCACAUUUGUACCUUGGAAAUGCUGCUAAUAGUGAAGACAGCCAAGCAUUAGCAAGGCAUAGUAUACAGUAUGUAUUAAAUGUAACACCAGACUUACCAAAUGUUUUUGAAGAUAUGGGCAAUAUUAAAUAUAUGCAAAUACCAAUUGCUGAUCAUUGGUCACAAAAUCUUGCCAGCCAUUUUCCUAGUGCCAUAGAAUUUAUUGAGGAGGCUCGAUCCCACAACAAAGGUAUUCUAGUUCACUGCCUGGCGGGAGUGUCUCGCUCAGUAACAAUAACCGUUGCUUAUCUCAUGUACAAAUGUUCAUUAAAUUUAAAUGAUGCAUUUAAUUUGGUACGUUCACGUAAAUCAAAUAUUGCACCAAAUUUCCAUUUUAUGGAACAAUUACAUAAUUUUGAACGUGAAUUAAAAUUAGAUGUACAUUCAGAGAAUCCAAAUAAAGUACUUGAACAAUUUCGUCGUGAAGCAAAAAGUACAAGCAACAAUACAUCAACAAAUAAUCGAAACAAUAGCAACAAGACUGAUAAACGAUGGAAUUGUCCCGCAUGUGGUAAAGGGAAAGAAUGUAAAUGUUCUGGAAACAAUACACAACAAACAGAAUUCUUAAGUCCGUUGGGUCAAAUUGGUGUAUCACCUGAUUCCGGUAUUGAAUUCGAUCGAUGGGGUACAGCACACAAGAAAUAAUCCGAGAAACAAACUGAUGAAAAAACAAAACACACUCGUACGUUAUCCAGAUGAUAUGUUUACAAAUUUUGCUGGGAUCUACCUCAACGUUUUUAUUUUACGUUGCUUCUUAUCUUUCUCUAUUUUGUAAAAAAAAAAGAACGUUUAUUGUUUAUAUGAAAAAAGGUGAAAACUUACUUAUUUUUUUUGUUUUGUUUUAGAGAAUUUUAACUAUCCAAUUGUAUAUGGUAUGCCUGUUUCCAUUCGGGGGUGGAUUAUCCAUCGGAAAAACUAGACAUGCGUAGAACUAGAAAUAUGAGUUUAAAGGGGCGCGUAUAAUUUAUAAUAUUUGGCCGCUAGAUAGGCGCCGAUGAAUUGCUUGCCUAGGGCGCUCUCAUCUUUUAAUCCGCCUCUGCGUUUAUUCCAUCUCGUUUAAAAAAAUUCGGUUCCUCAGACAAUUUAAAACUGACGUUAAGAUUUUUCAGCAUUUAAGGUGAAAAGGGCGCAAAAGAAAACAAUGUAGCAAUAAAAAUCCCGUGCAGAAGGUCGUGCGGAUCGCACCGGAACCAAAAACCUCCUUUUCUAUAUUUUUUACAAGAAAAAAAUUUAUAUUUAAAAAGAAAUUUGUUAUUUCAAAAAAUUUAUCGAAUUAGUUAUCAAAAUUCGAUAGAUUUAUCCAAUCAAUAUUCAAUAAAAGUCACAAUUAACGUCCGAAAACUUGUCACCCCCGAUCCACAUUCUUAUGGGCUA